Dermacentor silvarum is the source of this 1743-nucleotide messenger RNA. RefSeq lists its product as uncharacterized. The transcript is spliced from 2 exons. The coding region runs from base 304 to 1743 and encodes 479 amino acids. The record is from RefSeq and is a predicted model, not a curated record. Gene Ontology annotation, biological process: DNA integration. Gene Ontology annotation, molecular function: nucleic acid binding. Lineage: Eukaryota; Metazoa; Arthropoda; Arachnida; Ixodida; Ixodidae.
CAUUGUGCGCAAAGGAGGCCAAGCAAUUCUCGGUCUGCAGGCGUGCGAGACCCUGGGGCUAGUAUCUCGGCAAGUACACAGAGUAUCGCAAAACAGUUCAGAAAAAGUUGUGAACGAAUUUCGCCACCUUUUUUCUGGCAUAGGCUGUAUCCAGCGCCACUAUCGCAUGGUCCUGCGCGACGGAGCUGUCCCAGUCGUCCAGCCGGCGCGUCGAGUACCACUGGCUUUGAAGGAGCAGCUUCGAGACGAGCUGGAGCGCAUGGAGCGGGAAGGCAUAAUCACGAAAGUGACGGAGCCUACUGAAUGGGAAAACAGCUCGUGCUCGCGGAUAUGCUGUCUCGAGCACCAAGCAGUCGGGGCACGGAUGCUGUAGACACCGCUGACGUAGAAGUGCACGCCGUGAGUACGGUAUCUUCAUUUAUCAGCGACGAAACAUGGAAGCGUCUCGCCGCAGAAACGGCCAAGGAUAGCUAUCUCAAAGUGGUGUUGCAGAACUUAAUAACGAGUGAACCAAUAGAUGGUCCGUUGAAACCCUUUUCAUCCGAGCUGUCUCAUAUUAAAGGUGUCCUAUUCAAGGGAUGCAAGGUCGUAAUGCCAAGCAGUAUGAGACGAGAGACUUUGCACAGGAUUCACGAAGGUCAUCUGGGAAUCGCCAAAUGCAAAGCUAGGGCUCGUCGUCUAGUCUUCUGGCCUGGCAUGAACUCGGAAAUCGAGGCGUUCGCUCAGAAGUGCGCCGCAUGCAAAAAGUAUGCGUACAAUCAGCCGAAGGAACCACUCAUGAUGCGUCCUGUUCCGGACCAGCCUUGGUAUCGCGUAGGAAUCGACAUCUUUCACUACGGCGGCAAGUCCUACCUGUGUAUCUAUGACGCCUUGUCUAACUUCCCAGAAGUAGAAUGCCUCCGAGACACUACAGCCAGGACCGUCGUUGACGCGACUAGUGCUAUAUUUGCUCGUUAUGGCAUACCAAUGGAGGUUCUUUCCGACAAUGGUCCCCAAUUUUCGAGCAGAGAAUUUGCCUUGUUUUCACGCACUUACGACUUCAAACACAUCACCUCAAGUCCGGGAUUCCCACGUUCCAAUGGGCUAUCCGAAAAGGGGGUACAGGUGGUGAAAAGACUGCUUAAGAAAACUACUGAAGCUAAACAGGAUUUCUGGUUGGCACUUUUGGCUUACAGGACUUCUCCCUUGGAGUGUGGCCGGGCGCCAGCAGAGAUCCUCCAAGGCCGCCGACUACGAACACUGCUGCCUGACUUCCAAUGUGGACCAGCCCACCAGGUCGUCAAGCAUCGUCAGCCUCAUACCUCUGCGCAGCCACUAGCAGCACUACACGAAGGCGAUGUCGUGCGAGUCCAGACCGGCACGUGGGCCACGAAAGCACAGGUUCUGAAUCCGUCAACGUACCCGAGGUCGUACCACGUCAUCACGCAGGAAGGGCGGUCCCUUCGGCGUAAUCGAAGACACUUGCUACCGACCGGGGAGACUUUCCGGCGCGACUUCAGUCCCAACGACGCGGAACCCGGGUGCUCGACAUCUGCUCAGCACAUCGAUGGUGAAGCGCCGACUAAUGGUGUUACAGAAGCCGCGGACAUAAUGAACAGUUCGCCGCCACCGCCAGCCAGCGUUACGACAACCGCGGACAUUUCGGACGGGUCGCCGCCAACGCCAGCACCGAGAAGGUCGCUGAGACAACCAAGACCACCACGACGACUGGAGUAUGAUCGAAACUUCCAGCAGAUUUCUUAA